AGGAGGCUCCAGAGUCUUGGUUUAGGGCCCACACUAAUAGCGCUUACAUGACAGCGCCACGCUUGGCCUUGCAUGAAUCCUUCUAAGAUCUUGGAGCAAAUGGGAAAUAUCAUUCGCAUGAUUGGUCGGAUGAAAGGAACACUGUAAGCUCGUAUCCUUCGAUUUGCAAACGACGACAGCACGUCACAGGACUCAAAGGAUGAUGACGGAAUGUCCCUCGCCAAUCUUGGCCGCCUAGCUCCUGAACCUCUGUCCCUCUGGUCGUAAGCAGAAUUACGUUUAUCACGACGCCCUUGUUCAGGAUACAAGCGGCUCUUCAACGCUGCAUUUGUGGCCGCCCAGGGCUCAGGAAUGAUGACAUGGGGCAGACAUAAAUUGAACGAUGUCUGCUCAUGGUCGAUGCGCAAAAUUUUCUGACACUUGCUCGCACUCCCGCAAAGCUCUGCAAUCAUGAAAAUCGUCCCGUUGUCUCUGAUUCUUGGCGUCUUUGUGCUCGCUAUCACUGCGUUCCCUCUAGAACUCCUUGAAAAGUUCCAGAAUGAUCCCGAGACGGCUGCUCACGCCAGCGCUCUGAUGGCAGGCAAGAGGCAAGCCGGCGCGGCCUCUGCUCAAGCCGUCUUCGAGACCAUCCCGACAUUCGACGCACAAAAGCAGUUCAUCGAUGUAUCGCCAGGAAGCGGUCACGAAUGGCAGGCUCCUGAGCCCCAGGAUCUUCGCGGACCCUGUCCAGGUCUUAACGCUUUCGCAAAUCACGGCUUCCUCCCCCGUAACGGGUACGCUACCGUUCAACAAUACAUUGAUGUCACCACUCAGGUGGUUGGCAUGGGCCCAGACCUUGCGCUCUUUCUUUCAGUGCUCGGGGCUGUGAUUGACAGCGGGGAUCUCACGUCAUGGUCGAUGGGCGGCACGCCGCCGCCGGGUGUCGGGCCCGCUGCUGCACAGAAUGGACAUGGACUCAGCGGCUCCCACAACAAAUACGAGAACGAUAUCUCGCCGACGCGACCAGACCUAUACGAGACAGGAAACAAUUACAUCACUCAGGCAAAUCAAUUCCAAGAUCUCAUCAAUGCAUCGCCAGGCGGAUUCGUGACCUUGGACAGCCUGACUUUGUAUCGUUCUCAGCGCUAUGAUCGACAGCUCGCUAAUAACCCCUACUUCUUCAACGGCCCCUUCACAGGACUGCUGGUGCAACCUGCUGCGUUCACCUUCAUCUACCGAUUCAUGGCCAACCAUUCAGCUGAAGAGCCUCUCGGCGCUUUGAGCUACGAAACCCUACAAGCAUGGUUCGGCAUCGAUGGUACGAACGGUCAAUACACCGCACCCUUCGGCUAUGAGCGCAUUCCGGACAAUUGGUACAGGCGCUCGCUGACGGCACCCUACACCAUCCCGUACUUCCUCGGCGACGUUGCUGCAGCCGCCUCGCUUCAUCCCAAAUUCCUCUCCAUUGGUGGAAAUUUGGGCGGAAAGGGCAACAACUUCGCGGGCGUGAAUAUCAAUGACUUGACCGGUGGAGUGUUCAACCUUCAGACUCUCCUUCAAGGUAACAAUCUUGGAUGCUUCGCUUUCCAGGCUUCUGCCCAAUUCAAGUCGGACUUUGUGCUCAAAACUGUCCUCGACCGCCUGCAGGAUGUCGUUGGAAGUGUUGUUACGCAGUUGUCCUGCCCGAAGUUGCGUGCCUUUGACGAGAAUUUGUUGCGACAAUUCCCUGGAUAUACUAGAUCUUUGUAGAUUUGUUGUAUUUCGAGAUUUCACACAUUAUUUCCCG
Molecule: messenger RNA, 1765 nt
Organism: Dissoconium aciculare CBS 342.82
Lineage: Eukaryota; Fungi; Ascomycota; Dothideomycetes; Mycosphaerellales; Dissoconiaceae
Product: Cloroperoxidase
Exons: 2
Coding region: 451-1728 (425 amino acids)
Molecular function (GO): peroxidase activity
Source: RefSeq, a predicted model, not a curated record